AGAGUGUCCGUUUUCAUUACUUAGUUCUCUUCUAUCGCCUUCUUAGCUGUCAAAUUUGGCCUCUUAUUUGGUGACGACUAUAAUAGUACAAUCUGAAAUAUGAACAUGGUAUCCCCAAAAUUAACCUCAAAUUUAUCGAACAUAAAUAGAAGCCACAAACUAAUAAGAGAUACUACGUAUGAUAGAAGCUAAACGGGUAAACCAGUUAUUGGGGUAAACGCACAGACAUGCAUUACACAUAUAUGUCGUAUAUGCUGUUGGUAAACCUAGAGAAACAGUAACAUGGUGGACAGUUUAAAAACUGAAGAUAUUGUUCACCCACAAUGCCAGUUUUUAGUGGAGCGCAAGAAGCGGCUGUGUCGGAUGUUAGUGCGCCCGGGCCAGAACUAUUGCUGCGAGCAUGAGCCGCAGAAUAAACAAAAGCAGGAAGACACACGUGUACCCUGUCCAUAUGACCCAAAGCAUACAUGCUAUGCCAGUAAGUUAAAGAAACACCUGUCGAUCUGCAACGCGCGGCAGACGGAGCAGCCCGCAUACAUCGUUCACAACAUCAAUUCGCCUUUAGACGACGCCGGCGGAGGCGAAGGCGAAACGCGCCGCUCACUCGGCGAAGUUCCGCGCGAGGAGCUGCUCAGAGUCAUUGAUAAAAUCAAUUACUUGUAUGAGAAGCACGUAGCGGGGCACAUCGAGGCGCUCCCCGAGCGGCCGGUGCACGCGGCGGUGGCGGCCGAGUUCGCCGACGCGGGCCGCGCGGAGGGCUCGCGCCGCCACCUGCGCCAGGCGUCGGCGCUGCUGCACCUGGUGGAGCAGCACGGCCUGGUGCAGCCCGGCACCUGCUACGUCGAGCUCGGCGCCGGGAAAGGGCGGCUGGCGUACUACGCGGGCGUGGCGUGGUGCGGCGGCGCGGGCGGCGGCGGCGCGGGCGGCGGCGCGGGCAGCCGCGUGCUGCCGGUGGACCGCGCGGCGCUGCGGCACAAGCGCGACAACAAGCUGGCGGGCGCCGCGACGCGGCUGCGCGCCGACCUGGCGCACCUGGCGCUCGAGCGCGUGCCCGCCGUGGAGGCCAGCCGCCACGUGGUCGGCUUCGCGAAGCACCUGUGCGGCGUCGCCACCGAUUUCGCGCUGCGCUGCGUCGCGGCGCCCGGGGCGCUGGCCAAGACGCGCGGCGUGGUGCUGGCCACCUGCUGCCACCACCGCUGCGAGCGCGCGCCCUUCGUCGGCACACCGCACUUGCAGGAGCUGGGCGUGUCGGCCGAGGAGCUGCGGGUGAUGCUGGGCGUGGUGUCGUGGGCCACGAGCGGCGCGGGGGCGGGCGCGGGGGCGGCGGGGGCGGAGGCGGGGCGCCGCGCCAAGGCGCUGCUGGACUGGGCGCGCGCGCGCUGGCUGGCGGGGCGCGGCUUCGCGGCGCGCCUGCUGCGCUUCGUGCCCGACGCCGUGUCGCCCGAGAACGUGUGCAUCGUCGCCACCAGGCCCCGGCCCCGGCCCGCGCGGGGGCGGGAGGGAGCGAAUGAAACAUUGUCUAUGCAAAUAUAAUUUGUAUAUUCGUAUCAAUCAUUCUUUUCUAUAACUAAAUGCUACAAUUACUUUUUUAUACAAUCCCUACGCGAGCCGGAGGAGUCGCUCGCCGCC
This is a messenger RNA of Hyposmocoma kahamanoa, 1629 nucleotides long. RefSeq names its product tRNA:m(4)X modification enzyme TRM13 homolog. Lineage: Eukaryota; Metazoa; Arthropoda; Insecta; Lepidoptera; Cosmopterigidae. The transcript is spliced from 7 exons. The record is from RefSeq and is a predicted model, not a curated record. Gene Ontology annotation, biological process: tRNA methylation. Bases 283 to 1533 code for a protein of 416 amino acids.